Harmonia axyridis is the source of this 3067-nucleotide messenger RNA. RefSeq names its product cullin-3. Gene Ontology annotation, biological process: ubiquitin-dependent protein catabolic process; protein ubiquitination. NCBI's taxonomy places the organism in Eukaryota, Metazoa, Arthropoda, Insecta, Coleoptera, Coccinellidae. The record is from RefSeq and is a predicted model, not a curated record. The transcript has 10 exons. Bases 376 to 2697 code for a protein of 773 amino acids. Gene Ontology annotation, cellular component: Cul3-RING ubiquitin ligase complex. Gene Ontology annotation, molecular function: ubiquitin protein ligase binding.
UAAUAGAACGACCUGAGAUAACUUUCCCAUAUUUUGACAUUUUUGACAAUGGCCGUGUAUUUCAUUCCAUAACAUUUUCUAAUUCGUUGUACGUUCAUUUAUUGAGUCAUUGGAACCGUAAAUAUAAAGUGUGAAUUAAUAAUUUCUCAAUUAUAUCAUUCGGAUUGAAGGAAAAAAUACACAUUUUGUAUUGAAGACAUGUUUUGUUGAUACCACAAUAUAUUCAGUGAUAUCGGUAGAAGAUGUAUUGUGUGUAAAAUCAAUCAUAUUAUGAAAGACGUUAAAUAAUUGAUUGAAACAAUUCUCUAUUUUUCAAAUAAAUUAUGUUAUAUUGAACAACACAGGAAACUGAACGUGAAAUAAUAUCCUUCCAAAAUGUCUUCAAUGAAGAGUGGAGCUAUGGGAAAAAAAGAAGGAAAGAUGAGAAUUCGUGCGUUUCCAAUGACAAUGGAUGAAAAGUACGUGGAGAGUAUAUGGGCAUUACUAAAGAAUGCUAUUCAAGAAAUUCAAAAGAAGAAUAAUUCUGGUCUGAGUUUUGAGGAAUUGUAUCGCAAUGCAUACACUAUGGUCUUACACAAACAUGGUGAGAGAUUAUAUACUGGCUUGAAAGAAGUUGUAACUCAGCAUUUGGAGACAAAGGUGCGUGAAGAUGUUUUGAGAUCAUUACAUAAUAGUUUCCUGAUGACUUUGAACCAAGCAUGGAAUGAUCAUCAAACAUCGAUGGUGAUGAUCAGAGAUAUACUGAUGUAUAUGGAUCGGGUCUACGUGCAGCAGAAUGAUGUAGACAACGUGUACAAUUUGGGUCUCAUUAUAUUCAGGGACCAGGUUGUACGCUAUGGUUGUAUAAGGGAUCAUCUCAGAGAAACACUGCUUGAUAUGGUUAUGAGGGAGAGAAAAGGUGAAAAAGUGGAUCGAAUUUCAAUUAAAAACGCUUGUCAAAUGCUCAUGGUCCUUGGAAUUAACUCCAGAUCGGUGUAUGAAGAGGAUUUUGAGAGACCUUUUCUACAGCAAUCUGCAGAAUUCUACAAGGUGGAGAGUCAAAAAUUUUUGGCUGAGAACAGUGCAUCAGUCUACAUAAAAAAAGUAGAAACAAGAAUCAAUGAAGAAUCUGAUAGGGCAAAACAUUACCUGGAUGAAUCCACAGAACCAAGAAUCGUCGAAGUAGUUGAAGAGGAACUGAUAAAGAAACAUAUGAAAACUAUAGUUGAAAUGGAAAACUCUGGAGUGGUUCAUAUGUUGAAGAAUCAAAAAACCGAAGACCUGGCAUGUAUGUACAAACUCUUUGGUCGAGUAACGGAUGGUUUGAAGACCAUGGCUGACUGUGUUAGUCAAUAUUUGAGGGAACAAGGCAAAGCUCUUGUUCAGGAGGAUGAUCAUAAUUCUUCAACAAAUGCCAUAACAUUUGUUCAAUCAUUAUUGGAUCUUAAAGAUCGAUUUGAUCAUUUCCUGAAGAACUCUUUCAGUAAUGAUAAAAUCUUUAAGCAAAUGAUUGCAUCUGAUUUCGAGUAUUUCCUCAACCUAAAUCCCAAAUCACCAGAAUAUUUGUCAUUAUUUAUUGAUGAUAAAUUGAAGAAAGGAGUUAAAGGGAUGACAGAACAGGAGAUUGAAACAGUUCUCGAUAAAUCAAUGGUUCUAUUCAGAUUCCUCCAGGAAAAAGAUGUUUUUGAAAGGUAUUACAAACAACAUCUAGCUAAAAGACUCCUUUUGAACAAAUCAGUCAGUGAUGAUUGGGAGAAAAACAUGAUCUCAAAGCUGAAGACGGAAUGUGGCUGCCAGUUCACCUCAAAACUAGAAGGAAUGUUCAAAGAUAUGACAGUUUCUAAUACAAUAAUGGAUGAAUUCAAAGAGCAUAUUGCCAAAUCAGAGACGAGUUUAUGUGGCGUCGACUUGUUCAUGCGUGUAUUGACAACUGGAUUCUGGCCAACCCAGAGUGCCACCCCUAAGUGUCACAUACCACCUGUUCCACUUGCCGCUUUCGAAAGUUUUCGUAGAUUUUAUUUGGGAAAACAUAGCGGUCGUCAGCUUACUCUACAACCACAACUUGGCAAUGCAGAUCUUAAUGCCGUUUUCUAUGGGCCUAAGAAGGAUGAUCUAGACAAAGAAGGAGCUUGCUCUUCUUCAACUAGCCUUGUUUCAAAUCGAUCAUGUGGACCAAGGAAACACAUAAUCCAAGUUUCAACUUAUCAAAUGGUUGUGUUAAUGCUUUUUAAUAACCACGAUAAAUUAACAUAUGAAGAAAUUCAAAAUGAAAGUGACAUCCCCGAAAGAGACCUUAUCAGAGCUUUACAGAGUCUUGCAAUGGGUAAAGCCUCACAAAGGAUAUUAAUCAAAAAUCCAAAAACUAAAGAGAUUGAAUCCAAUCAUGAGUUCUAUGUCAAUGAUUCCUUCAGUUCAAAACUGCACAGAGUGAAAAUUCAAACAGUGGCUGCAAAAGGGGAAAGCGAACCAGAGAGAAGGGAAACAAGGAAUAAGGUGGAUGAGGAUAGAAAACAUGAAAUAGAAGCAGCUAUAGUUAGAAUAAUGAAAUCAAGGAAAAGAAUGGCGCACAAUAUCUUAGUCACGGAGGUGACGGAACAACUAAAGAGUCGAUUCUUGCCCUCGCCAGUUAUAAUAAAGAAACGAAUAGAAGGACUUAUCGAACGAGAAUACCUUGCUCGUACCCCCGAAGAUCGAAAAGUUUACACUUACGUUGCAUGAACACUUUUUGGUAAUCAGUUAAGUGAACUUUUUGUGGGUCUGAUAUUGCGGUGUGACCGCCUAUGGAUUGUGCAAAUUAUACCGCUUUAGUGAUCUGUCAUACCCAUAUAGCUAAUUCAUAUUGAAAUCUAAUAUAAUUAAAUUAUUCAGAAAUGAUUGUUCUUAUCUUUUUAUUCGUUAGCAUGUUUUCUGCAUUUUCUUCCAGUUAUAUUAAAUUUUUCUGGAUUUCCAGAUUCAAAAUGUUCAAUUAUGUAAAUAUUGAAUCUUUUUUUUUUUUUCAAUAUAUGUAUAUUUUCAAAUUAAAAAGUUUCCAAUGGUAUAGUGAUUCAUUGGUUUCAUCCUUGGCUGAGAAAUAAAUAAGUUUACAAUA